AUGCGUCUUGAACAUAGACGAAACCAACAGAAAGAAAAGAAAAAUGCAGAAACAGCUGAAGAAAAUGUGGAAACUUCUAAAGAGCAAGAAAUGCGAAUUGAAUGUGAACACAAUAAAAGGCAAAAGAAAAAAGAUUUAGAAACUAUUAAAAAACAAGAGGAAUGCCUUACACAUGAUCGUAACCAAAAAUGCAAGGGCAAGAAUAUUGAAAUAAUUGAGGAACAAGGAACUCAUAUUGAGAAUAAUCAUGAAUCUGAACUUUCUGGAUCAGACAAAAAACUUUUAAAUAUUUUUUGUAAUAUAAUGAAUAAAACUAGAAGUGAAUAUUGCCCAACCUGUGAAGAAUGUUUUCCUUCUAUAAUUCUCUAUCAAGGUGACGUACCUCAGGAGCUCCAAAAUCUUACUCAUAUCGAAGAAAUGUUGAUUGCACAGGUUUUUUCUGUAGUAUUGGUUUACAAUCUUCGUGGAGGACAGUAUGCGUAUUGGAGAAAUGUUAUUAAUUUUACCCAAGAUGUUUCAAAUGACAAUGAUUCAAGCAAUACAGAGGAAUUACAUGAAAAUAAUAAGGACCCUGAAAAUAAUGUUAUUUUGUAUAUCUUUGUUCCUAUUCAAUCACCUACAUGCCAUGAAGAUAAUGCAAUCGAUAAGCCAUCUGAGUACUUCCAACAUCUCUUGAAAUAUAAAGAUGGUUGUUUUGCUCAUCAUUCACAUUGUCGUUAUUUUGCUUUAAAUUCAUUAAUGCGAUGGCAGGCAUUACAAUGUAGUCGGGUGUAUGUUAAGCAGAACUUAGAGGAAGGUCAACUUACAGCUAUUGAAAUUCAAGAGUUAUUACAAUCUAAUACUAAUUUAGCUAAUCGUGUAAUACAAUAUGGUAAAGUAUUACACAGUACCUGCCAAUAUUGGGCACAACAUAGUUGUGAAUUAUCAGACAUGAUAAAUCAGUUAGGAUCUCAAGGGAUGGUAUUUUUUACUUUUAGCUCUGCUGAUCUACACUGGCCCGAAUUACAUGAUCUUAUGCCACAUGAUGAGAAUCUAAUAGAGGGUGAAACUAACAAAGAGGCUGCUAAAUGUCAAUAUCAAGAUCUAAUCGACAAUCUACAUAUAGUUGCAUGGUUUUUUAAUAAAAGGGGUGAUGCUUCAAAAGUUGAAUUGAAUAAAAUUAAAGACAAUGAACAACUAAUACAAAAUAUUUUGUACUAUAUGGAUUCCUUAAUUACUACUAUUAAUCCAGAUACAGAUGCACCUGUACCAAGUCAUUAUCCAUAUCAAAAAUGUAUGGAAUUCUGUAAAGAUGAUUUACAAGACUAUGUAGAAUUAGUUAACAAACUUCAAAGACAUACGCGAUGCAGUACUUCAUAUUGUUUAAAGACUAAUAUACAAACCAGACAACAAAUUUGUAGAUUUGGAUUUCCCAAAAAAUUGAGAGAACAAACUAUUAUACAGUAUAAUAAUUAUGAACAACCAGAAUUAUUGACUGCCAGAAAUGACUCUUAUAUAAAUUCAUAUGAUCACCUUCAACUUCAAAAGUAG
Messenger RNA from Cetraspora pellucida, 1530 nucleotides. NCBI's taxonomy places the organism in Eukaryota, Fungi, Glomeromycota, Glomeromycetes, Diversisporales, Gigasporaceae. The record is from the annotation of a GenBank genome assembly.